Messenger RNA from Acanthosepion pharaonis, 1794 nucleotides. The record is from the annotation of a GenBank genome assembly. Lineage: Eukaryota; Metazoa; Mollusca; Cephalopoda; Sepiida; Sepiidae.
AUGUUCUUUCUUUCGUACUUUCUUUCUUUCAUUCUCUUUCUUUUACUCUUUCUUUGUAAGUUGCCGCAUCAUCUAGGUUUUUCUUUCAUUCUUUUUUUCUAUAAAUGUAAUUAUGUUUCUCUUUUUCUUUAUUGUUUUUUAUUUCCUGCCUCAUAUUUGCUUUCUUUCUUUCUUUCUUUCUUUAUAUUUCUUUUUUUCUUUUUUUUCGUUAGAUAUUUUCUUUUUUCUUUCUUUCUUUCUUUCUUGUUCUAUUCAUCUUUUUUUUUUAAGGGUUUUCUUUUCUUUCUUUCUUUCUUUCUUUCUUUCUUUCUUUCUUUCUUUGUUCUAUUCCUUCUUUUUUUUUUUGUUCUAGAUCCUUUUUUUUUUUUUCUUUUUUCUUUUCUCCUGCUUUUUCUUUUAUUUCGGUUUUCUUUCUUUCUUUCUUUCUUUCUUUCUUUCUUUCUUUCUUUCUUUCUUUGUUCUAUUCCUUCUUUUUUUUUUAAAGAUCUUUCUUUUUUUCUUUUCUCCUGCUUUUUCUUUUAUUUCGGUUUUCUUUCUUUCUUUCUUUCUUUCUUUCUUUCUUUCUUUCUUUCUUUCUUUCUUUCUUUCUUUCUUCAUUCAUUUAGGUUUUUCUUUCUUUCUUUCUCCAUUCAUUUAGGUUUUUCUUUCUUUUUCUUUAUCUUUAGGUCUUUCUUUCUUUUUUCUACACACCUUUUCUUUCAUUUUCGAUCUGAAUUUAAUUUUUUUCAUUCCAAUCUAUUUUCUUCUGCUUUUCCAGCCUCUCCUCUUUCACUUCCUUUUUCAUUAUUAACCCAAACUUAUUUUCCUCCUUUCUCAACCCGCACUUUUAACACAAUCCUUUCUUUUCUAUUUUUUCUUUUCUCUUCCUUUCAUCUUUCGCCGCCAUUGCUUAACCCCUCUUUCUUUCUUUCUUUCUUUCUUUCUUUCUUUCUUUCUUUCUUUCUAUUUAGCCCACUCUUUCUUUCUUUCUUUCUUUCUUUCUUUCUUUCUUUCUUUCUUUCUUUCUUUCUUUCUAUAAAAAUUUUCUUUCUUUCUUUCUCUCUUUCUUUCUUUCGCGCAUUCUAUUUUCUUUGUUUCUUUGUUUCUUUCUUUCUAUAUGAAAAUUUCUUUCUUUCUUUCUUUCUUUCUUUCUUUCUUUCUUUCUUUCGCGCAUUCUAUUUUCUUUCUUUCUUUCUAUAUGAAAAUUUAUUUGUUUCUUUCUUUGAUCAUUUCUUUCUUUCUUUCUUUCUUUCCUUCUUUCUUUCUUUCACGCAUUCUAUUUGUUUCUUUGUUUAUUUCUUUCUAUAUGAAAAUUUCUUUCUUUCUUUCGCGCAUUCUAUUUUCUUUGUUUAUUUCUAUAUGAAAAUUUCUUUCUUUCGCGCAUUCUAUUUUCUUUGUUUAUUUCUAUAUGAAAAUUUCUUUCUUUCUUUCGCGCAUUCUAUUUUCUUUGUUUAUUUCUAUAUGAAAAUUUCUUUCUUUCUUUCGCGCAUUCUAUUUUCUUUGUUUAUUUCUUUCUAUAUGAAAAUUUCCUUCUUUCUUUCGCGCAUUCUAUUUUCUUUCUUUCUUUCUUUUUAUAUGAAAAUUUAUUUGUUUCUUUCUGUGGUCAUUUCUUUCUUUCCUUCUUUCUUUCUUUCUUCUUAUCUAAGCAUUUCUUUCUUUUUGUUCGUUCGUUUGUUUGUUUCUUUAUUUGUAUAUCGAAGCAUUUCUUUCUUUCUUGAGGUCAUUCUUUCAUUCUCGACCUUGUCGGCUGAAUCUAUCUAUCUAUCUAUCUAUCUAUCUAUCUAUCUAUCUUUUAUUUUUAUACAUAUACUAUAA